AUGACGAUACGUUUGUGGCUAGUAAGUGUAUCAGCGGAGACGACAGACGGCGAACAAGGCGCCAAAUGUGAAUCUCGAGCACAACAACUGACACCGGUGCAACAAGGCUCAACGAGCAGCAGGCGGAGGCAAUUGAGACCACCUGGAGUACACCAAAGUGUAUAUUUUCGCAGCAAUGCUCAUUUUUCAAUAGUAAAACAAAUGCUUUCACAUUCUGCUAUCUGGUUUGGUAUCCCUUCGGUCUUGUGUAAUAUAAAUGGUGUAUGGGUGCUAUAUUUUGUGAUUACGUAA
Debaryomyces hansenii CBS767 is the source of this 291-nucleotide messenger RNA. RefSeq names its product DEHA2G05434p. The record is from RefSeq and is a predicted model, not a curated record. The coding region runs from base 1 to 291 and encodes 96 amino acids. The transcript has a single exon. NCBI's taxonomy places the organism in Eukaryota, Fungi, Ascomycota, Pichiomycetes, Serinales, Debaryomycetaceae.